This is a messenger RNA of Lottia gigantea (owl limpet), 429 nucleotides long. RefSeq lists its product as hypothetical. The transcript has a single exon. NCBI's taxonomy places the organism in Eukaryota, Metazoa, Mollusca, Gastropoda, Lottiidae. The record is from RefSeq and is a predicted model, not a curated record. The coding region runs from base 1 to 429 and encodes 142 amino acids.
AUGUUGCUAUACAUUCUCUCCACUAAUUAUCGUCUUCCUUGCUGUACAUUCUCUCUACUAUCCCAUUUUUCUUGUAAUACCAUCUCUCCACUAUGGCAUGUCACUUGUAAUCCACUCUUUCUACUAUCUCAUGUUCCUUGCUACACCUUCUAUCUACUAUCUCAUGUUACUUGCUAUACAUUCUCUCCACUAAUUAUCGUGUUCCUUGCUGUACAUGCUCUUCACUAUAUCAUGUUCCUUGCUAUCCCCUCUUUCUACUAUCUCAUGUUCCCUCUCUCUACUGUCACAUGUUCCUUGCGAUUCCCUCUCUCUACUGUCACAUGUUCCUAUACAUACUCUCCACUAUAUCAUGAUCCUUGCUAUACCUUCUCUUUACUAUCUCGUGUUCCUUGCAAUACCCCUCUCUCUACUAUCUCGUGUUACUUGUAA